AUGAGUACUACUUCUGAUGAAGGUGGAAGUUAUACAAAGAAAUAUAAAGGCAUUCGACGUCGAAAAUGGGGCAAAUGGGUGUCGGAAAUUCGAGUUCCCGGAACGCAAGAACGUCUUUGGUUAGGCUCUUAUUCAACGCCUGAAGCCGCAGCAAUAGCACACGAUGUUGCAUUUUAUUGUCUACGAGGAAUUUCAUCAGUGGAGAAACUCAACUUCCCUUUAAUGCUACCUGCAAGUGCCCGGACAGGAUGGUCACCCAGGUCAGUGCAAAAUGCGGCCUCCGAUGCUGGCAUGGCCAUGGACGCUCAAUUAUUUUCGAAGAACAACACGAAUAAACAGGAGAAUGGGAAGGAGGAGGAUAUGAAUUUGUUGCAAAAUGAGUAUUGGGAAACAUCAUGGGAGGGGAGUAGUAAGUCCAAUGAAGGUGAAGCUUUGAGCAUUUCAGUUGAAGAUUAUCUACAGGUAAAAGUUUACAAAUAUAAACGGCAUUAG
Fraxinus pennsylvanica is the source of this 492-nucleotide messenger RNA. Lineage: Eukaryota; Viridiplantae; Streptophyta; Magnoliopsida; Lamiales; Oleaceae. The record is from the annotation of a GenBank genome assembly.